Molecule: messenger RNA, 1691 nt
Organism: Cladocopium goreaui
Lineage: Eukaryota; Dinophyceae; Suessiales; Symbiodiniaceae
Source: the annotation of a GenBank genome assembly
GCGCAGUUCCCCAGUUUGCCUCGCUCUAUGUGGGUGACCUGCACCCUGAUGUCACCGAGGCAAUGCUCUACGAGAUCUUCAACUCUGUGGGGCCUGUGGCCUCGAUCCGUGUUUGCCGGGACAGUGUGUCCCGCAAGUCUCUUGGUUAUGGGUAUGUAAAUUUUCACAACGUGUCGGAUGCAGAGAGAGCUCUGGACACCCUGAACUACUCAAGCAUCAAGGGACGAUCUUGCCGCAUCAUGUGGAGUCAGCGCGACCCCAGUCUGAGAAAGAGUGGUGCCGGCAACAUCUACGUGAAGAAUUUGGACAAGAACAUUGACAACAAGGCCCUUUAUGACACCUUCAGUUUGUUCGGCAAUAUCCUUUCUUGCAAAGUGGCAACUGAUCCCACGGGCAAUUCAUAUGGUUAUGGCUUUGUGCACUACGAGACUGAGGAAGCGGCGAAGCAGGCCAUCGAAAAGGUGGAUGGCAUGAUGAUUGGUGAAAAGACCGUGCAGGUUUGCCAUUUUCAAAAGAGGGAUGACAAGGGGGACGACAAGGAGAACUUUACGAACGUUUACGUGAAGAAUUUCCCAGACGAUUGGGACGAGGACAAGAUCCACAGCACCUUCAGUGAGUAUGGUCCUAUUUCAUCCCAUGCGCUCCGUAAGGACAACAAAGGUCGACCUUUUGCUUUCGUGGCCUUCGAGAGCAGUGAGGCGGCGAAGGCAGCAGUGGAAGCUAUUCACAUGAAGCCAAACGGCAUGGACGAUGGAGGGGAGGAGCGUCUCGGCCCAGAUGGGCAUCCUGAAAACAAGAUCUACUGCUCUCGCGCUCAGACGAAGAGUGAGCGCCAGGCAGAGCUCCGCUCCAAGUUUGCAGCGAUGGACGCCAGCAAGGGUGGUGUGAACCUGUACGUGAAGAAUUUGGAUGACAGCAUUGACGAACCAACCCUGAAGGAGCUCUUUGAACAGUUCGGCACGAUCACGUCUUCUGCCGUACCAUUGGACAGCAACGGCAAGUGCAAGGGCUUUGGCUUCGUAUGCUUCGCAUCUCCCGAUGAGGCGACCAAGGCAGUGACUGAGAUGCACCUGAAGGUCAUCAAAGGUAAGCCUUUGUAUGUGGGCCUUGCUGAGAAGCGUGAAGCGAGGCAAGAGAGGCUCCGCCAGCGCUACUCGAUGCCUUCCGGAGGUGGCAAGGGCAUGAUGGGGGGCAAGGGCGACAAGGGCGGCAAAGGCGGCAACAACCCAAAUAUGAGAGGCAUGAUGGGAAUGAUGCCGCAGCAAGCGAUGAUGGGCAUGAUGAGGCCUCCAAUGAUGGGAAUGAUGCCGCAAAUGAUGGGCAAGGCUCCGAUGCCGAAGGCUCCCAUGAUGGGAAUGAUGGGUAAAGGUGGACAGAUGAUGCCCGGAAAGGGUGGUAUGCCAACCAUGCCCAUGCCAAUGGGCAUGAAUCCGGCCAUGAUGAUGAGACCCAUGGGACCCGGAGCUAUGAUGCCUCGUCCUGGAGGCCCUCCAGGAGGUGGACAACUGAGCCCUGCUGCUUUGGCAAACGCUCCACCGUCUGUGCAGAAGCAGAUGAUCGGUGAGAAGUUGUUCCCCAUGAUCUCCAAGAUUCAUCCCGAUCAAGCUGGAAAGAUCACUGGAAUGAUGCUGGAAAUGGACAACAGCGAGUUGCUGAUUCUGUUGGACUCUGAGCAGCAGCUCAAGAAUAAG